AUGCUAUUACAAGAACUCUGGCUACACAAAAUCAAUUGGGACGACCAACUACCGUCUCAAAUUGUAUCACGAUGGUUCAUCAUCAGAGAAGAUCUCAAAGGUUUGGCCAAACUGACAAUUCCAAGAUGGUUCAACACAUGGAACAAUUCAACAGUAGAAAUUCAUGGAUUCUCUGAUGCUUCUCAACUUGCCAUGGCAGCAGUGAUUUACAUCACUGUUAGCUCUCCGUCCAACAACUCAAUGACGUCACUUGUCUGUUCUAAGACAAAAGUUGCACCACUGAAGAGGCUCACGAUACCCAGAUUGGAGUUGUCGGCCGCACUCCUACUGGCAAAACUCACAAAAUAUGUUCAAUCAACGCUCAAGGUGAAGAUCAAUGCAACGCACCUGUGGACGGAUUCUCAAGUUUCGCUCAUAUGGAUCAAAUCGCAAGCAUCACGUUGGAAGGAUUAUGUUCUGAACAGAGUCAUUCAGAUCCAAGAACUCACUCCAAAUGCGCAUUGGAGGCAUGUUCCAGGUACUUCUAAUCCAGCCGACUGUGCUUCCCGAGGCAUUUUGACAGAUCAACUUCAACGAUUAGAGCUUUGGUGGAAAGGUCCUCCAUGGAUGGCUCGAAAUCAAGAUCAUUGGCCAGAGCAAAAGGAAUUCUCAACUUUAACCAGCGAGCUAGAAGUGAGACCCAAUGUCUCACUCUUUGCCUCAGCUCAAAAGCUAAGUUAUCAUUGGGAUCUCAUUUACAAAUAUUCAUCUCUUAUUAAGCUGUAUAGUCUGACUGCACUUUGUUUCAGGUUUGCCUCACCGCUUAAGAGAAUGCUCGAAACUCCUCCCGUGAUCAUCAUACCAUCCUGCGACAUGGAGACGGCGCAGCUCUUUUGGAUUUAA
Molecule: messenger RNA, 882 nt
Organism: Osmia bicornis bicornis
Lineage: Eukaryota; Metazoa; Arthropoda; Insecta; Hymenoptera; Megachilidae
Exons: 1
Coding region: 1-882 (293 amino acids)
Molecular function (GO): nucleic acid binding
Source: RefSeq, a predicted model, not a curated record